Molecule: messenger RNA, 1677 nt
Organism: Momordica charantia (bitter melon)
Lineage: Eukaryota; Viridiplantae; Streptophyta; Magnoliopsida; Cucurbitales; Cucurbitaceae
Product: WAT1-related protein At2g39510
Cellular component (GO): membrane
Molecular function (GO): transmembrane transporter activity
Source: RefSeq, a predicted model, not a curated record
GACAGAGAGAAUUAAAGCAGUUAUAAUAUUAACAAUGGAGGGUUUUCUGAAGAUCUUGGGUGUGGCAAAGCCCUAUGUGGGUGUUGUUUUUGUGCAAUUUGGGUAUGCUGGAAUGGCCAUUCUUGCAAAGUCAGCUCUCGACCAAGGCAUGAGCCAACAUGUCUUCGUCGUUUAUCGACACGCUGUGGCUACUCUUCUCAUUGCCCCUUUCGCCAUCGUCUUCGAUAGGAAAGUGAGGACGAAGAUGACAUUUUCGCUAUUCAUGAAGAUUGUGAUGCUCGGUUUAUUAGAGCCGGUGAUCGAUCAGAACUUGUACUAUACCGGUAUGAAGUUGACAACAGCAACCUUUACAGCUGCCAUGUGCAAUAUUUUACCAGCUUUUGCUUUCCUCAUGGCUUGGGCUUGCAGGCUUGAGAAAGUGAAUAUUUUGAAAAUGGGAAGCCAAGCAAAAAUCUUAGGGACCAUAGUGACAGUAGGAGGAGCCAUGGUUAUGACCUUCAUAAGAGGUCCCAUGUUGAAUCUGCCAUGGACAAGCCACAACCAGCUCUCUGCUUCUUCUUCAAGUGCUUCUGCUGCAAUUCACCAAGACCCUCUAAAGGGCUCCCUCAUUAUUGCAUCUGGCUGCAUUUGCUGGUCAGCUUUCAUCAUUCUCCAGGCUAUUACGCUGAAAGCGUACCCCGCGGAGAUGUCGCUCACGGCGUUGAUAUGCUUGGUGGGAACCAUUGGAGGCUCUGUGGUGGCUUUGGUCAUGGACAGGGGGAACCCUGCUGCUUGGUCUUUGCACUUUGACAGCCAACUUCUGGCUAUUGUUUAUUCUGGAAUAAUAUGUUCAGGGGUAACUUAUUACAUUCAAGGAGUGGUGAUGCAGACAAAAGGACCUGUUUUUGUCACUGCAUUCAGUCCUCUGAGCAUGAUUUUAGUUGCAAUUAUGAGCUCCUUCAUCCUAUCUGAGAUAAUGUUCUUGGGCAGGGUUAUUGGGGCAGUAGCCAUUAUCGCUGGCUUGUACCUGGUUUUGUGGGGACAAAGCAAAGAUCAGCUUUCAGUUAAAUCCGGCUGUGAUAAGGUAACACCUUGUGAGCAACAGAUGACUGGAAAGGAUGAGGCUUCGACGACCACGAUGGUUCAACCGAGUCGAGAGUUCCUGGUGCUUGAUGUUGAUAAAGAGACAAAUUGAUGAAUUCGGUUGAGUACCUGUGAUUCUCCUCGCAUCUGUUAAUAUGAGCAAGUCGAACGCGGUUAUAAGUACCCUGCAUUUUCAUCUCAACCAAAAUGUAUUUGUAAUUUUUGCAUUUGAAGGCGGCCUAUAUAUUAUAUAAUAAUAGUUUCUGUUUUUGUUGGAACCAAAGCUCCUGGAAAAGAUGGAUGUUUCAGACUAUUCUAUUGUGCUGAAAUGCUUCAAUACAAUUCUGCCAAGAGGGAAUAAAAUCAAGAACAAAAUGUAACAUGAAAGGAAAAGCAGAGGGCAUUCUGUGCAAUGGACACUUGUGAUCAAAUUGAUGUCUUUGUAAGUCGGCAGGUUGCUGACCGACCUGGCCGAAUAACGCCUUCACCAAACGCCACUCAUCCAUAUCAUCUUUGAGAGCAACUACUGGUUUACAAUAUACUCACUUUAGCAAUGUUUUGGUUACAAAUCCAUCCUGUGAAUAAAUACCCUGGUGGGUAUAUCUUUGAGGUCUA